AGUAAAAAAAUAAAUAAAGUGAAUCCUUCAGCCUGGAAGUUAUAUGAAGAAUAUUUUGCAGGCAACAAUAUUUUGAAUAGUGUUAAUGAAUUAACUCGGAUAUAGUCUUUUUAAGACAAUAAAAUGGUACUGCGUUCGGGUAUAAUAAUUCCUUUUCAAUUUCGUGACAGUAAGAAACUUCUAAUGAUUGGAGUGCCUGAAGAGAACCGCAAUUUGAACAUCUGGGACUUGAGAAAUGUUGUGAGAGCUGCAUUUGGAAUUUAUAACUUUGAAUUUCGAAAUAAAAAGAUUGGAUUCAACAUACCGGAUGAGCUGCUUUUGCAUUAUUUGGCGCAACGCCAUGAUCUAACCAAUUUCGUUAUAGAAAUUGGACAAGUUUAUGAUCCUUGCAAAGAAAACUUCACUACAAUUGGUACUUGUUCAACAUGCCGUUGUUCAGCGACACAAAAGUCGUCUUUGGAAUUACAUGAAAACGCAGACACUCCCAUUUACCAUACAACAGUUGGUGGUCGUUCUAAUGCCAGCGGAACAAGUUCACAAAACUCGCAGAAUGCUGAUGAAAUCCCCACAAUGAAAAUUCGGAUGCAGCAUUCAAAUAUACCCGCUGGUGAAAUAAGUCAUAUGGAAAUAGAGCCGAAAAUUGACUACGACUCGACAAUUAAUACGACUGGUUCCAACACUGAGGUGGACGGCUCUUCACCUCCCCCGUUACCGGUCCACCCAAAAUCUAGUGUCUAUAUUGAUGAAGAACAUCAUCAACAGCAGCAACAAGAACUACACUUGGAGCGUUUACAACAUGAAUAUGCAUUGCAACACCACCAACAACAACAACAUUUCGAGGCUUUGAUGCAAGAAAAUACUACUGGAAAUAGCUUUAGGCAACGAAAGGAGCGUAUGUCGAAAAAACAAAAAGAAAUAUACGUUAACUUUAUGGAGCAAAAUCCCGUCAUAAACGAACACCGCCGUAGUGAUCCUAUUUUGGAUCACUAUUGGGUAAAAUUAGCAGAUAUUCUCAACACAGUGCCACAAGGGGCAGUAAAACAUGUAGCAGAAUGGAAACAGACUUUCGAUAACUGGCGUUAUCGUGUGUUUUUGUACGCUCGAUACAAUUCAAAAAUCACAGGUACGGAUGCCUUAAACCCAAAAAGCUUCAAGCCCUUCACACAAACAGAUAAGCGCGCUUAUCACUUUUGGAUAAGAAACCCUGAUACGGCACCACCUGAUUUGGAAAAAAUGCGAAAUGUGUUCGUGAAUCUAGAGGACACUCAACAAGAAUAGUUAGGUAGCACUAUAAAUAAACUAUAGAAUUGCUAGCAUAAUUGAUAAUCCUAUUUUUUAAUAAAAUUUAUAAUUUUUGUCAUAGAAAUAUAGCAAUCAUAUGUAAUGUAUAUAAGUUCAUUGUGUAAUAGCUUAACGACAAUAUCAAUACACAUAUAAAUGAAAACGUGUUGAGUAUUAAAUUUCUAAACAAAAUAUACUAAUUUUAAACACGAGCACGAUACUGCCUUGGAUCACUACAAAAAUGAAAAACUGAGAAAUUUCAUAUUGCUUAACCUUAAUUGACUCAAUUUAGGGCCGUUUUCUUAUUGCCCGGUUAGCAGUCAUCUGUCAAUUAGUACUACACAAUACUUUCUUAAGUCAGUGUGUUUAGAAAGUUAUACUCGUAUCAUUUGCAAGG
Bactrocera tryoni is the source of this 1678-nucleotide messenger RNA. Its product is annotated as probable serine/threonine-protein kinase DDB_G0271682. The coding region runs from base 124 to 1278 and encodes 384 amino acids. The transcript is spliced from 5 exons. The record is from RefSeq and is a predicted model, not a curated record. Lineage: Eukaryota; Metazoa; Arthropoda; Insecta; Diptera; Tephritidae.